Messenger RNA from Thermothelomyces thermophilus ATCC 42464, 4804 nucleotides. Its product is annotated as glycosyltransferase family 24 protein. The coding region runs from base 215 to 4681 and encodes 1488 amino acids. Lineage: Eukaryota; Fungi; Ascomycota; Sordariomycetes; Sordariales; Chaetomiaceae. Gene Ontology annotation, molecular function: UDP-glucose:glycoprotein glucosyltransferase activity. The record is from RefSeq and is a predicted model, not a curated record. Gene Ontology annotation, cellular component: endoplasmic reticulum. The transcript has a single exon.
AAAAGAGACUAGGGUCGUACUCCUUGAUCAAUUGCCUUCCGUUACUCCCCUGAACGUCGACGACAUCCGAUACAGCAGACAAACACUCUGUAACAGCGCCUUCGGGCAGCUGUAGGCGCCAUGCUCCCACUCUCACAGCUUCCUUGGGGCAUCACUGCCCUCCUAGUUGCCCCAUGGCUCCCUUCAUCACUGGUUGCCGCCUCGCCAUCAGUCAAUGUUGCGCUUAAGGCAGCAUUCCCGUCCCCCCCUUAUUUGGUGGAGUUGCUGUAGGUCCAUCUUGCCCUCGAACGCGGACCAUAGCUCACGGACUUUCAGAGAAACAGCAGCUUCCGAGAAUGCGACGGCCUAUUUUCCUCUCCUCAACCGGAUUGCACAGGGGCACUUCCUUGAAGCCACGACCGACAAGGCAUUAUAUGAGAAGUUUAUCGAAGUUCUGCGCAGGGAUGGGCAUAUGGACGGGGAGGCCUUGUCGACCUUCAGGUUAGGCCUUUCCAUGCGGACGGCAGCACCCCGUGUGGAAGCACACUAUCAGUACUACACCACUGCGGUGGAACCCUCGCUCCCGGAUGACCAGGACAAGUGUGGGCAAUGGUUCUUGGUUGGUGGUAAACAAUAUUGCACUCCCGCCCUGGACGUUGCGCACGGGGAUGUCAGGGGAGACGCCCAGGAACGUGUACUGCCGUUUGAUCGCAAGAUCGGGACAGGACCCCGUGAAAUCAUUCUCUACGCUGAUAUUACGUCGCCUGACUUUGGCAACUUCCAUCAAGCCGCCCUGAAAUUGGCCCAGAACGGAGAGGGCACGUACCGGGUUAGAUACAAAAGAAACCCUGCACAACGCAGAGAAGCCCUCUCCGUCAAUGGCUACGGAGUGGAGCUCGCGCUCAAACGGACAGACUACAUUGUUAUUGAUGACCGGGACACCGGCUCCGGCGAGGCACCCCCUGAUCAAACCCCAAACCCCAUUGGGUCCUCGCAGGUGGUCCUCAACGAGGAGGAAGAGAUCACAGACAUCAAGCCACUGGAAAAGUCCGAGCUUGCGCCACUGGGCAUGAAGGCGGCGUCUUUCAUUAUGCAGAGUGAUGCGCCGUUUGAGACUCUGCUAAAGCUCACACAGGACUUCCCCAAGUACUCAACAUUCCUUGCGGCCCACAACGUGUCCGCCGACUUCAAGGCCGAGCAUGCGGGUAACCGGAGGGUGCUGCUUCCUGAGGGGGUGAACAUAUUGUGGAUGAAUGGCCUUCAGCUGAUUGAACGCCAAAUCCAACCGUUCGGACUGGUGGAAUUACUUCAGCGCGAGCGCAAGCUGAUCAAUGGUGUUCUCGACCUCGGUCUUAGCGGGCAACAGGCCAUCUCCCUGCUGGGCCACCCAGAAAUUGCUCAGGCAAGGUCGGGUGACGAAGAACCGCGCCGGUUCGACUGGCGUGAUGAGAUUGAAGACGGUCGGGUCAUCAUUUGGCUCAACAACCUUGAAAAGGAUAAGCGGUACCGCGAAUUCUCGCCGAGCAUCUAUGCCGUGAUUCAACCCAUGGGCCAUGGUCUGCCCCAAAUCCGGAAGGAUAUCUUCAAUCUGGUCGUCCCUGUGGACUUCACGAAGCCUGAGGACGUCGAAAUGGUGACAACACAGCUCUUAGGCUUCGUGAGGCGGCUUAUCCCGAUUCGAUUCGGGCUGGUUCCGCUCACACCAACUGGAGAAGCCAUUGAACAGGCCAAGGUCGUCUACUAUCUUUUGGAGAACCACGGCCUCUCAGCGGUGGUGUCCUAUCUGGAGAAGUCGCUUGAGCAGAGGAAGACGGCCAGGCCCGACCAGAACAUCCUGCUUGAGGCCAUCAAGGACCGACCUCUGCGGCCAGAGGCGAGCCCGCUGCCGUUCAACGACAUUUUCACCUCGGAGACACACGAGAAACAAAUUCACCUCGCUAAGCACUGGGUUGAGCGCCUACGCGCCGGUGGCGAGAUUCCCUCCGUCUUCCUGAAUGGCUUUGCAAUCCCUCGGGACGAACAUUGGGUCAAGGUCAUGAAUCAGAAAUUGAUGGUCGAUCUGCAAGCUCUUCAGCACGCAGCCUAUUUUGGACAGAUAAACGACAACGUUUGGGUUCCUGGCAUGUUCCUGGAGAACGCCGUCGCAAGGCGUAAUUCGUUGAUAUUCCCCGAGGAUGCGACAGAUCUAAAGGUGCUCAAUGUAAAGAAGAUUUACACCGAGCACCACGAUGUCCUCAGCAAGGUGCCAAUUAUUGAGGCUGACGAUCAGUCUAUCAAGGCAGACUGGGCUGCUCUAACGGUUAUCACGGAUCUGGACAGUCUUGACGGCCAGAAACUUCUUUACUUCGCCCUCCAGUUUCGCAGAGAUCAGCCGGGCGUCCGCGUGGAUAUUGUGCAUAACCCAAAAGACGUCACCCGCUCCGCCUCGCAGCUCAAUCAACGCAUUAAGGCUCGUGAAAGCGAACUGUCCGCAGUCAGCCGGCUCCUUGACCUGGAGACCAUUCUCCAGAGCGGUGAGGCACAGGCUGAUCCAGGUUACGACGCUGCCCUCGCAGCCUUCCUUGCAACUGCCAAGCUUCAGGCGGGCGACAACGCGUUGAUCCUCAACGGCCGUGUCGUCGGUCCCAUUCAGUCAGCCGAAGAUUUCUCGAAGGAGGACUUUGAUCAGCUUCUCAGCGCCGAGCGCGCAAGCCGGAUCUUGCCCGUUCACAAGGCGGUUGAGGACCUGGGGCUGGACGACAAGAUCUCGGGCCCCUUGGAUGCUGCCAAGGUAACCUCGGUCACCGCUCUUUCUGGUAUCUCGGAUCUCCCACAAGGCAUCUUUGGCUCAGCACCAUCUCUGAGGACAACUGCUUUCAAUAAGCUAAACUCGACGCACACAUCGUUCGAAGUCGGCGAUCCCUCGAGGGCAACCAUAUUCUUGGUUGCCAUCAUCAACCCCGCGAGCGAGGUCGGUCAAAAGUGGGCUCCCGUACUCAAAGUGCUUUCCGAGCUUGAAGGCGUCCAUCUCAAGAUCUUCCUCAAUCCUAUAGAAGAGCUAGGGGAACUUCCCGUCAAGAGAUUCUACCGCUACGUUCUUGAGUCGGCGCCUAGCUUUGACGAGCAUGGCAAGGUUAAGGCGCUCUCGGCAAACUUUGCUGGCGUUCCGCUAGACACGCUGCUCGUCGCCGGCAUGGAUGUGCCGCCAGCAUGGCUAGUGGCACCCAAGGUCUCCGUUGACGACCUAGACAAUCUGCGCAUCAAGGACAUCAAGACCAGAAGAGGCACCGAACAUAUCGAGGCAGUUUAUGAGCUCGAGAGUAUCUUGAUCGAAGGCCACUCCCGCGAAAUGCCGGCAGGCCGGCCUCCUAGGGGUGUGCAGCUCGUGCUGGGAACUGAGCGAGACCCGCACUUCGCGGACACUAUUAUCAUGGCCAACCUGGGUUACUUCCAGUUCAAGGCUAGCCCAGGCGUCUACAACCUCCGUCUGAAGGAAGGCCGGAGCUCAGACAUCUUUUCCAUGGAGAGUGCCGGCGCCCAAGGCUGGACGCCCGUUCCUGGCGACAACACCACCGAAAUUGUGCUCAUGGACUUCCAAGGUACCACGCUGUACCCACGCCUGAAGCGUAAACCUGGAAUGGAGGCAGAGGACGUUCUCGAGGAAUCCAGCGCCAACGCCGGCACCGGUAGCGCAAUGGAAUAUGUUUCAAAGGGCCUCAAGUUCGCCGAAGGCCUCUUCGGCCGCGCCAAGUCCACUCCCGAGACCAAGUCCCUUUCCGCCACGCAGCAUGCCGACAUCAAUAUCUUCUCCGUCGCCAGCGGUCACCUCUACGAGCGCAUGCUCAACAUUAUGAUGGUCUCGGUCAUGCGGCACACUAACCACACCGUCAAAUUCUGGUUCAUCGAGCAAUUCCUGUCCCCAUCCUUCAAGAACUCUAUCCCGCACCUCGCGGCCCACUACAACUUCACCUACGAGAUGGUCACGUACAAAUGGCCACACUGGCUGCGCCAGCAAAAAGAAAAACAACGCGAGAUCUGGGGUUACAAGAUCCUCUUCCUCGACGUGCUCUUCCCCCUGUCCCUCGACAAGGUAAUUUUCGUCGACGCCGACCAGAUUGUGCGCACCGACAUGUACGACCUCGUCACCCACGACCUGCACGGGGCACCCUACGGAUUCACGCCCAUGUGCGACUCGCGCACCGAGAUGGAGGGUUUCCGGUUCUGGAAGACGGGCUACUGGGCGAACUACCUCAGGGGCCUGCCAUACCACAUCAGCGCGCUGUACGUGGUUGACCUGCGACGGUUCCGCGAGCUGGCCGCGGGCGACCGGCUUCGACAGCAGUAUCACACCCUCUCGGCGGACCCGCACUCGCUCGCCAAUCUGGACCAGGACCUGCCGAACCACAUGCAGUUUCAGAUCCCAAUCCACUCGCUGCCGCAAGAGUGGCUGUGGUGCGAGACGUGGUGUAGCGACGAGACGCUCGAGGAAGCAAGGACGAUUGAUUUGUGUAACAAUCCCCAGACCAAGGAACCCAAGCUGGACCGGGCGCGUAGACAAGUGCCGGAGUGGACUGAGUAUGAUGAGGAGAUUGCUGCGCUGCUGAAGCGGCGGAGGGAGGAGCAGCAGGAGCAGCAAGCCGGGGAAGUGGAGAAGAAUACGAAGAGCAGGAAGUUUGAAGAAGACCGGGCGACCGAAACGACGAGUGUCAAGGACGAAUUGUAAAGCAGAGCAGGAUCUUGCUUUGAGAGGGUCACCUUGAGAGCAUUGCGCGAGUUCCGUUCUGAGUGCUCAUGCUGUAUUUUGUUGUCUCAUCAUCUCGGCGUCUCUCAUUCGAAGCGGCAUUGC